Molecule: messenger RNA, 1899 nt
Organism: Penicillium canescens
Lineage: Eukaryota; Fungi; Ascomycota; Eurotiomycetes; Eurotiales; Aspergillaceae
Product: putative succinyl-CoA synthetase subunit alpha
Exons: 10
Coding region: 1-1899 (632 amino acids)
Biological process (GO): tricarboxylic acid cycle
Cellular component (GO): mitochondrion; succinate-CoA ligase complex (ADP-forming)
Molecular function (GO): succinate-CoA ligase (GDP-forming) activity; succinate-CoA ligase (ADP-forming) activity
Source: RefSeq, a predicted model, not a curated record
AUGCCCUUCCAAACCCUCCCAAAGCGCCCAUCCCCGCUAACACUAUUGCGCACGUCCCUAACAAGACGACACUUCACAACCACCCGCCGCGUCGCCAACUACGCGGAUACAUUACCGAAUCUGAAGAUUGGUGCACAUACUAGGGUCCUCUUCCAGGGGUUUACGGGGAAACAAGCAACAGCCAACGUCAAGGAAUCCCUAGAAUGGGGGACGAAGAUUGUCGGUGGCGUCAAGCCAGAUGUCGAAGGUGAACAUUUGGGAUUACCAGUUUUCCCGUCUGUGAGAGUGGCACAAGAAAGAGCAAAACCAGAUGCAUCAGCCAUCUACGUCCCAGGUGCACAAACCGCCCAAGCAAUUGAGGAAGCCAUCGAAGCAGAGAUUCCGCUUGUUGUUGCUGUUGCGGAACAUGUUCCUAUCCAUGAUAUUCUCCGGAUCCACUCAAUACUAAAAACCCAAUCCAAAACCCGCCUCGUAGGCGCCAACUGCCCAGGCAUAAUAUCCGCCAUAGGAAAAUGCCGCAUAGGCUUCCAGCCACUACCCUGCUUCGCGCCGGGGAAUGUAGGCAUAGUGGCUAAAUCGGGGACAUUGAGUUACGAGACCGUUGCGUCGACGACGCGCGCGGGACUGGGGCAGAGUCUUUGUAUUAGGGGAUAUCGGGCUAGGGUGAGGGAUCCUAAGCCUAUUAUGGCGCUUGUUGGUGGGCGUGAGGCUCCUCCUGGUCGUAUUAUGGGCCAUGCUGGGGCUUGGGCUGCACCUGGUGAACCUGAUGCUGAGACCAAGUAUCGUGCGCUUGAGCGUGCUGGCGCGGUUAUGGUUGAUCAUCCCGAGAAGUUUGGUGCUGGGAUGAAGGCGCUGUUGAACAGUCGGGCUAGUCGCCCGGGAACGGGUUCAAUCGCUGGAGUAGGCUCCCAAAGGCGAGGUUUGCAUAGUAUGAGACGAGUAACUCCAGUCUUGAGAUCGAUUCCCAACCAAAAACGCGGUCUAUACAUCAAGCAGUUCCAGGCAUUUGACCUCCUCAAGCAAAAGUCCGUCCCAGUCAACGAGACGUCUUCGGACUCUGGUUUCUCUGUCUCUAUUGCUGUUGAUCGAACAUCUUUAUCUCCAUGCAUCAUCGCAUCACCGACUGCCGAGUUUGACCCAGCAAAGUCGCGCAAGUUUCCUUUCCCGUACACCCAAGCCGAGUUUGAUAGAAGCCCUAUUAUUGCCGACGCUGCUUCGCACUUGGGUUUGUCAGCUUCUGGUAAUGAAAAGCUUGCCGACUUGGUGCAAUCCCUUUGGGAGAUCUAUAAGGAGAAAGAAGCCUUCGUUCUGGAGACACGGGUUGGUAUCUCUGCUGGUGGGUCACUGGAAGUCCACGGUGCUCGGUUUGGAUUCGAUGAUGCGGCAUAUCGCAGCUCGGGUCGUCAGGAGGGUAUUCACAAGUUGAGAAAUACUUCCGAGGAGGUUCCGGAGGAAGUUGAAGCUGAGAAGGAUGGCAUUGUCUAUGUCAAGCUGGAAGGUGAAGGCGGCGUUGGCACGCUAGUAAACGGAGCCGGCCUUGCCAUGAAUACAGUAGACGCCCUAACAAUCCACGGCGGUCACUGUGCCAACUUCCUUGACACAGGUGGCAAAGCCACGUCCGAAACAGUCAAAUCAUCAUUCCGAGUAAUCUGCUCUGAUACGCGCGUCAAAGCGAUCUUCGUCAACAUCUUCGGAGGAUUAACGCGCUGCGAUAUGAUUGCCGAGGGAAUCAUCUUGGCGUUCCGGGAUCUGAAUAUGCAGGUUCCUGUUGUUGUGCGAUUGCGUGGUACAAAUGAGGAAUUGGGGCAGAAGAUGAUUGCGGAGAGUGGGCUCCCUUUGCAUGCUUUUGAUGGGUUUGAGGAGGCUGCUAGGAAGGUUGUUGCUUUGGCUAGGGGGUAG